AUUUUAAAUAUAAAUUUUUUAUUUUAUUUUCUAAAAACUAAACUUACACAAAAAAAUAUAAAAAUAUAAAAAUAUAAAAUAAAAAAAAUGAUAAAAAAAAAGUUUCAAUUAAGCGAACCUUUUAAUUAUAAAAAUGAUUUAGAGUAUUCAUUAGAGGAUCAAGAACAUUUUUUUGAUGAAGUAGCAACAAAGUAUGUGCAUUGGGAUAAAAAAUAUACAAAAGCAUAUAGUGGUGAUAAAUGUAAUCCAGAAUGGUUUAAAGGUGGUUUAUUAAAUGCAUGUUAUAAUGCAUUGGAUGUUCAUGUAAAGAAUCCAGAGUUUAAAGAUAGAGUUGCUUUAAUUCAUGAAACUCCUGCAAGAGAUAAUACAAACAAGUUAACAUACGAGCAAUUGUGGGAUGAAGUUUGUUUAUUAGCAAGAGGUCUACAAAACUUGGGUGUUGAAAAAGGAGAUCGUGUAAUAAUUUAUAUGCCAAUGGUUAAUCAAACUGUUAUUGCAAUGUUGGCAUGUGCUCGUAUUGCUGCGAUCCACAGUGUAGUAUUUGGUGGUUUUGCAUCACCACAGCUAGCACAACGUAUAGAACACUGUAAACCUAAAGUAGUAAUAUCUUGUAAUUUUGGUAUUGAAGGUCAUAAAGUCAACAGCUACACACCUCUAGUAGAGAAUGCAUUGGAACUAUCAUCACAUAAACCAAACCAUGUUAUUGUAUAUAAUAGAAAAGAUAUUAAAACUGAACCAGCUUGUCCAAUCAUGUGUGGAGCAAUUGAUUGGUACGAAUUUACAAAAGAUCUUCAGCCACUUAGAGAAUAUACACCUGUAGAUAGCACAUUCCCAUUGUAUAUUAUAUACACAAGUGGUACUACUGGAAUGCCCAAAGGAAUACUAAGAGACACAGGAGGCCAUACUGUAGGCUUAAAUUAUGCAAUGAGAAAUUGUUAUGGAAUGAAACCGGGCGAAACUUUUUUUUCGGCAAGUGAUAUUGGUUGGACUGCAGGUCAUACAUUAUCAGUAUAUGCACCAUUAUUUGUUGGAUUAACAUCAAUUAUAUUUGAAGGUAAACCUUAUAUUCCAGAUGCAGGUAUUUAUUGGAAAUUAAUAGAGAAGCAUAAGGUAAAUUCUCUUUUUUCAGCACCAACUGCAAUGAGGGCUAUCCACAGAGAUGACAGUGAAGGAAAUUUAAUAUCAAAAUACGAUUUAUCUUCUUUAAAAAAUAUUUGGCUUGCAGGCGAACGUUUAGAUACAGCAACAUACAAUUUUCUUAGCAUAAAAACAAAAAAACCAAUCAUUGACAACUAUUGGCAAACAGAAUCAGGGUGGCCCAUACUUACAUAUCCAUCAGAACAAGUACCAAUUAAAGUAAAUUCAACUGGCAAAGCAGUUCCAGGGUAUAGCUUAGCAGUUUUAAAUUCAAAACAAGAACCUACAAGUUCAGAUGAAAUUGGAGAACUAUGUAUUCGUUUACCAGUUCCACCAGGUUUUAUAAACACCUUAUAUCUCAACAAUGAAGGUUAUAAAAAAAGCUAUUUAGAUGAGUAUCCCGGUUAUUUACGUACAGGAGACUCAUGUUAUGUCGAUAGAAAUGGUUACUAUCAUAUAAUUAGUCGUAUUGAUGAUAUUAUCAAUGUAAGUGGCCAUCGUUUAUCAACGGGUUCAAUUGAUGAAAUUAUAAUUACACAUCCUAAAAUAGUGGAGUGUGCAGUUAUUGGAGCACGUGACGAAUUAAAAGGAGAAAUACCAAUAGGAUUGGUAGUAUUAAAACCUCAAUUUAAAAAUGAUUUUGAGGAGAUUGAACAAGAAUUAAUUAAAAUGGUAAGAGAUACAUUAGGACCAUUUGCAACUUUUAAAAAGGUUAUUCCAUUAAAUCGUUUACCCAAAACUAGAAGUGGAAAAAUAUUAAGAAAUGUUUUAAGAAAAAUUUUCAACAAUGAAGAAUAUGUGGUACCACCUACUAUUGAAGAUCUGGAGGUUAUUGGAGAAGUCGAAAUUGAAUUCGAUAAAUACAAACUCGGUAAAUUUGAAACAAAAGAUAUAUCCCCAGUCAAAUAA
Molecule: messenger RNA, 2046 nt
Organism: Dictyostelium purpureum
Lineage: Eukaryota; Evosea; Eumycetozoa; Dictyosteliales; Dictyosteliaceae
Exons: 3
Coding region: 88-2046 (652 amino acids)
Source: RefSeq, a predicted model, not a curated record